AUGCAAAUCUUUGUUAAAACUCUUACUGGAAAAACUAUUACUCUCGAAGUUGAAGGAAGUGACACCGUCGAAAAUGUUAAAGCAAAAAUUCAAGAUAAAGAAGGAAUCCCACCUGAUCAACAACGUCUCAUUUUUGCUGGUAAACAACUCGAAGACGGUCGUACAUUAAGCGAUUACAAUAUUCAAAAAGAAAGUACACUCCAUCUCGUUCUUCGACUUCGAGGUGGUAAUGAUCAAUAA
Adineta steineri is the source of this 240-nucleotide messenger RNA. The record is from the annotation of a GenBank genome assembly. Lineage: Eukaryota; Metazoa; Rotifera; Eurotatoria; Adinetida; Adinetidae.